Molecule: messenger RNA, 864 nt
Organism: Symbiodinium natans
Lineage: Eukaryota; Dinophyceae; Suessiales; Symbiodiniaceae
Source: the annotation of a GenBank genome assembly
AUGGCUGGCUCUGCGCUUUCUCUUGGUGACCUCAACGUCCUCCUGGUGCGGCAUGGAGAGAGCCUCAACAAUCCGCUGAUGGCAAAAAUAUUUGCGCCGGUGGUGGACGAGGCGCCGGCUUCGCUGCGGCGCCGUGAAGCCGAGGCACGUUGGCUGGCUGAGCGUCAUUCGGAUCCUGCACUCACCACCAGAGGUGUGGAAGAAGCUGAAGAUCUUGCGAAAGCAUCGGCGCCAAUGCUGCUGAGGUCAGCUGGAAGCCGAUUGAUCAGGGUUUUUGUGUCGCCAUUCAUGAGAACGCUUCAGACAGCCAUGCCCCUGGCUCAGGCCCUGGGCUCUUCCUGUUCGGUGGAGGUGCAUCCAGACCUUUUUGAGGUUGGCGGCGUCUACAUCGAGCGGCAUGGCCAGCGAGAUGGUCCUGGAGAGUGCUUGGGUGCCAAGGAUAUUGAGCGCCUUUUCCCAGGCUUCGUCACCAAGCGGCUUCCGCAGAGCCCAGGAGGCUGGUACCGGGCAUCCUGGGAGAGCGACGCGGCAGCGCGGCAGCGUGCCGCGCAGAUCGCAAGAUGGCUUCGGUCCGCAGAGUUGCGAAAGGCUGCAGACGACGAGCGCCUGCAGACGACGAGCACCUCUUGGGUAGUUCUGGUGAUUCAUGGCCACCUCAUCGACCUCCUGCUAAAAGCCUUGCUGGGCAUCGUUGACGACAUCUCUGUGGAUCAGCCCAACACGAACGUUUUGGCUGAGCGUCCUGUGGUGUUCUUCACACCAAAUGCGGCUACUGCCCACGUCUCGAUACGCCGAGAUGGCGGAGUGGCAAUCCACCACGUUGGCCGAAGAGCUCCGAGCCAGAGCACGCUGAGCAAACUCUGA